UACUCUUUCAGUUUCCGUGUUUUGGUUAACUACUGUCCUGUAGAACCAGUACAUCUAAGUAUAUGUGUGAAAAUAAAGCAGCAUGGCUUCUUGUCUGCCUUCCUUCUUUGUUUCAUUAAAACCGCCUCUCAAGCACCAUGCUCGUCAAGCCAUGCAUAUAAGAGCUCAGAGCUUUAGUAAUGAAGGGGAAUCAAGUGACAUAGUCGAUGCAAACUUGACUGUUCUUAGAGACAAAAUAGAGCUGCUUAAGACCAAGGAGAGGCUCGAGCGGUGUUGCAAAUGUGAAAAUGGUUGGAAUUAUGUCCCUGGAUAUGAUUAUGAACUCAAAAGAGAGAGAGAGAUGUCACAGUUCUUUGAGCUUCUAGGUUUCGUUUGUGGGAGUCUUGGUUUUACCUGUCUUGGUGGCAGUGUCUGUCUUUGCCUUGUUUCCUUCUUUCUUCAUUUGAUUCAAUAAGUUAAAAUAUUUUUGUGAAAAGGAAAAAUGUAGAUCAAUCUCUCU
Molecule: messenger RNA, 499 nt
Organism: Juglans regia (Persian walnut)
Lineage: Eukaryota; Viridiplantae; Streptophyta; Magnoliopsida; Fagales; Juglandaceae
Exons: 2
Coding region: 83-454 (123 amino acids)
Source: RefSeq, a predicted model, not a curated record